Messenger RNA from Hemiscyllium ocellatum (epaulette shark), 3210 nucleotides. RefSeq names its product alpha-(1,6)-fucosyltransferase. Gene Ontology annotation, biological process: protein N-linked glycosylation. Gene Ontology annotation, cellular component: Golgi cisterna membrane. NCBI's taxonomy places the organism in Eukaryota, Metazoa, Chordata, Chondrichthyes, Orectolobiformes, Hemiscylliidae. The record is from RefSeq and is a predicted model, not a curated record. The transcript has 15 exons. Gene Ontology annotation, molecular function: glycoprotein 6-alpha-L-fucosyltransferase activity; protein binding. Bases 920 to 2665 code for a protein of 581 amino acids.
AUGGGAGAGCACGCCUGAGCGCUCUCUCUCUCUACUCACUUACACUCGGGCAGCCUGCUGUAUCACUGCCUCUCCCGUUACACGGAAGGUCCCUUGGAGCUGAUCUGUGAUCCCUCACACACACACAGCCCCCUCGGAGUUCCUGUUUCCGCCAAAUACUGCCUGACGCGAUCAAACACCAGUGGAUCCUCCGUCUAAUGUGCAUAUUCACAUACACAGAAAACAUCCUUCAACCAAACGGGGAAAGAAAGCGACCUCGAGUAGCCGAGCGGAGCCCGGAGCCUCCCUGACCCGGAGUGGCAGGGUUACUAACGACUGUGUCCUGGCGAUAGAUUUUCAAAUCCUGAAGACUCUGGGUCAAUCCUUGAGGCAUUGCAACUUUAAACAAGUCGCUUCGGUAUUCUGUGAAGGAUUAUCGAUUUCAGAAGCAGCAUCCUUUGUCAGGCCAUUGAUUUGAUGACAGCAAAUGAAGAGAAUGUGAAAAGAAAUGAUUUGAGCCAGCGGUGUGAGUCUGAAACUAUUUCUUCUUCACCUGAUCAUCUGACGUUAAGUCAAGGAACAACUGGUCUGCCUGGAGUAGUCUUGUACGUUUGGUGUUUGAAGAUAAGAAAAUACCCCAAGACAAAAGGAAAUUGACAGUCCAGCCUUGGCAGAAAAGCUGCAGCUUAGUUUUCCUCGCAGCUGUGUGGAGUGUCGAAAUGAGAGGUUUUUAAUCAGUGAAUUUGCUGGUUGUCACAUCAAGGGGAAGGUUCAUCUGGAGGAAGAGAAGCAGCGUCCAAGAAAUUUCAGGAGCUGUGAGAAUUCCUGGCACAAUGCGUUGAGGGAAAGAAAGGCAUAUACUCAUUCAGCUCUGCACAGAUCCUGAAAGCAUGGCUGUUUUUGACCUGUGAGUGGCUACUGAGCACCGGACCAGCUGAAGAUGCGGCCAUGGACUGGCUCCUGGCGAUGGAUUAUGUUAAUCCUUCUUGCCUGGGGGACUUUGCUGUUCUACAUCGGUGGGCAUCUCGUGAGAGACAGCGACCAACCAGAUCGCUCCAGCAGAGAACUGUCCAAGAUACUUGCAAAGCUUGAGCGUUUGAAACAACAAAAUGAAGAUUUGCGGCGGAUGGCUGAGUCACUGAGAAUUCCUGAAGGCCCUGUUGACCAGGGGCCUGCUGCUGCUGGAAGAGUGCGUGAAUUAGAAGAACAACUGAUUAAGGCCAAAGAGCAGAUAGAAAUCUGUAAGAAGCAACCAGGCAAUGCAGGUCCUGGGAGAGAGCAUGAGGAGCUGAGACGCAAGAUUGAGAAUGGAGUGAAGGAGCUGUGGUUCUUUGUACAGAGUGAAGUGAAGAAGGUGAAGCACCUGCAGGGUGAAGAAGCACAGAAACAUGCAGAUGCUUUGCUUGAAAACCUCGGCCACCAGCAGAGGUCUAUUAUGACUGAUGUGUACUACCUCAGUCAAACAGACGGAGCUGAUAAAUGGAGAGAGAAAGAGGCCAAGGAUCUGACAGAUCUAGUUCAGCGGAGAAUAACAUACCUGCAGAACCCCAAAGACUGCAGCAAAGCCAAGAAACUGGUUUGUAACAUUAACAAGGGCUGUGGCUACGGCUGCCAACUACAUCAUGUCGUCUACUGCUUUAUGAUUGCAUAUGGCACCCGACGCACACUCAUCCUGGAAUCUCAGAACUGGCGCUAUUCCACUGGGGGAUGGGAGACUGUCUUCAAGCCAGUUAGUGAAACCUGCACGGACAGAUCUGGCACCACCACUGGCCAUUGGUCAGGUGAGACCAAUGAUAAAAAUGUACAAGUGGUGGAACUGCCAAUCGUCGACAGCCUGCACCCGCGACCACCAUAUCUGCCCUUGGCUAUUCCUGAAGACCUGGCAGGUCGACUCACUCACCUACAUGGAGAUCCGUCGGUCUGGUGGGUUUCACAGUUUGUCAAAUAUUUGAUACGUCCGCAAGCUUGGCUGGAGAAGGAAAUUGAAGAGGCAACAAGAAAGCUUGGCUUCAGGCAUCCAAUUAUUGGCAUUCAUGUACGUCGCACAGAUAAAGUUGGAACUGAGGCAGCGUAUCAUCCUAUUGAAGAAUACAUGGUACACGUGGAGGAACACUAUAAAUUUCUCACUCGCAAGACAGAAAUUGAUAAAAAACGAGUUUACCUCGCCACAGACGAUCCAACUCUGCUACAGGAAGCUAAGUCAAAAUACCCAGAUUACGAAUUCAUCAGUGAUAAUUCAAUCUCAUGGUCAGCCGGUCUGCAUAACAGAUACACAGAGAAUUCGCUGCGAGGUGUGAUUCUGGACAUCCAUUUUCUCUCUCAGGCAGACUUCUUAGUCUGUACCUUCUCAUCACAGGUUUGUCGAGUGGCCUAUGAGAUAAUGCAGACGUUACACCCGGAUGCUUCGGCGAAUUUCCGUUCUCUGGAUGACAUCUAUUACUUUGGUGGGCAAAAUGCACACAAUCAGAUUGCAAUUUACCCUCACAACCCACAGACUCCAGAAGAAAUUGUAUUGGAGCCGGGAGAUCUGAUUGGUGUAGCGGGCAACCAUUGGGAUGGUUAUUCCAAAGGUAUCAAUCGAAGGAAUGGACGAACAGGACUGUACCCGUCUUACAAAGUGAAGGAAAAUAUUGAGACUAUUAAGUACCCAACCUACCCAGAGGCUGACAAUGAGAAGCCACAGUAACUGCAAAGACACUCCACAGCCUCAGUGAAUGUAUCUUGCCAUAGAUCUGAAAUCCAGCCAACUUGUCAUUCAAAACUCUAUGGUCUCCACAGAUGCAUCUGUCUCCCUCCAUUGUCCUGCUGUUGAUCGUGUUUGGUUGUCUGCCAUUAAUUCACUGCAAUCCACAGUGACUGACACUGCGCCAUUGUGCAGGUUAGAGCAUGAGCAAAUGUGUGUUCAAUCAUGGUGCCUAACACUUUUUGACCUUUUAAACCUUCUGAAAGAACCACGUCCAGCAUUAGUACUGAGGUGUUCUGACCUACAAACAGAGGUUUGAUCACAAAGACUUAACCUAUUCCAUGGCCUGUCUGAAGUUCUCACGAGAAGUGAUAGAGUACAUUUUCUCCUUUCAAGAGUAGACAAAGGGAGGAAGAGUUCGAAUGAUCCAGCGCACAUCCUCAUUUCACAGAUUUUUGUAAAAGCAAGAUCAUGGACUGAAACUUUAAUACAUGACGUUUCCAGACAUUGUCUUUGAUAACAAAAAUAAAUAAAUCGAAAUGAAACCA